Molecule: messenger RNA, 652 nt
Organism: Anthonomus grandis grandis
Lineage: Eukaryota; Metazoa; Arthropoda; Insecta; Coleoptera; Curculionidae
Gene: RpS24
Product: 40S ribosomal protein S24
Exons: 3
Coding region: 149-547 (132 amino acids)
Biological process (GO): translation
Cellular component (GO): ribosome
Molecular function (GO): structural constituent of ribosome
Source: RefSeq, a predicted model, not a curated record
CUCUAGUUUAUGUUUACGGUACUGCGCCGCGCGAGGUGCAUAUCCCGUGGUUCAGUGUUCGCCGGUGACAUUGACACUUGUCAAGUUAACCUCGAAUGCCAAUUGUCAACGUCAAACUCUUUCGCGUAGUGAAUAUUUCCCGUACAAAAUGACGGAAGGUACUGCCACAAUCCGCACCAGGAAAUUCAUGACCAACCGACUGUUAUGUCGGAAACAAAUGGUCGUAGACGUUCUGCACCCCGGCCAACCCUCGGUAAAGAAAACCGACAUCAGAGAAAAGUUGGCUAAAAUGUACAAAGUCACCCCGGACGUCAUAUUCGUCUUUGGCUUCAGAACGAACUUCGGUGGCGGCAAAUCUACCGGUUUCGCCCUGAUUUAUGACACCCUGGACUUUGCCAAGAAGUUCGAGCCAAAGCACAGGCUGCAAAGGCACGGACUCUAUGAAAAGAAACAACAGACUAGAAAACAGAGGAAAGAGAGGAAGAACAGGAUGAAGAAGGUCAGGGGCACGAAGAAGAGCAAAGUGGGGGCCGCAGCCAAAAAGUAAUUGAUAUGUAAAUUCUGGCACUUAUUGGACAGUCGGAGUGGGAAUAUUGUGCCGGUGUUUAUGUAUUUUUUAUAUCUCUUAAAUAUAUUUAAGUUUGACUAAGGA